Messenger RNA from Necator americanus (New World hookworm), 1644 nucleotides. RefSeq lists its product as uncharacterized. Gene Ontology annotation, molecular function: double-stranded DNA binding; single-stranded DNA binding; histone H3K4 methyltransferase activity. Gene Ontology annotation, biological process: DNA integration; mitotic DNA integrity checkpoint signaling; replication fork processing. Bases 1 to 1644 code for a protein of 547 amino acids. The record is from RefSeq and is a predicted model, not a curated record. Gene Ontology annotation, cellular component: site of double-strand break; nucleus; condensed chromosome. Lineage: Eukaryota; Metazoa; Nematoda; Chromadorea; Rhabditida; Ancylostomatidae. The transcript is spliced from 10 exons.
AUGGGCUUUGGCGAUGUGCUGGACGACAGCACCUUUUUGCAAUGUAUGGGAAGCUUUCGCCAUAUGACAGUGCAGCAUUCGUCACUGAAGCCCCUUCUGAGCGGUCUGUACGCGCCUGGUUCCUUCAAAGCCGGAAACAAGAAACUCGAGGAUGAGCCUCGCUCUGGUCGGCCGACUGCAAUGUCGUUCGACGAACUGAAGGAUCUGUCGGAGCAGCAUUCUUAUGAAAGUGUGCGGUAUUUUGCUGUCAGUCUUGGCUGUUCGCUGUCCACCGUGAGCAAUGGACUACGAUCUCUCGGAAUGGUGAAGAAGUUCGAAGCCUCAGAUUCGACUGGCUGGACACCAUUGUCACUGGAGAUGAAAAAUGGCUCCUCUACGUCAACCACACCCACAAACGUGAGUGGUGCGCUGGCGAUGAAGUGCCGGAUCCAUUUCGUGAAAGGUGAAAUCCAUGAGAAGAAGGUCAUGCUGAGCGUCUGGUGGAGAGUUCACGGAAUCUACCGUUUCGAACUGCUGCCGGACAACAUGACAGUUACUGCUGAGGUCUACUGCGCUCAACUGCAAACACUAGCCGACAAGAUCCGCAAGGAACACCCGAAGCUCGACAACGUGCACGAUAACGCGCGCCCUCACAUCGCGAAGAAGACUUCCCAGAAGAUUCUGGAGCUCGGAUGGGAAGUUCUGCCGCACACACCAUGCAGCCCAGAACUGGUCCCGAGCGACUACCACCUCUUCCGAUCGUUUCAGCAUCACCUGGAGGAGAAGCGCUCCGAUGAUCGUGACCACCUCGAAAAUGACCUUCGGGCUUUCUUCGCCUCCCCCGAGUCGCCGGAGUUCUACGCCAAAGGAAUCCGUGAUCUUGCGAGACGCUGGCAGAGGGAAGAUGAUAGCGGAGAUGAGAAUCAUCUUUAUGCCACCAAAAUACUGGAGACAAUAAUUCUAGAGUCUGGAAAUCAUGCAGCGGAGGUUAUCCCUACUAUAAUUUUAACAGCAUUGCGCCGUCUAAUGAAACCGAGCGAGGAAGGUCUUUCCGAACUAAGGCCGCUUCUAUUCCUCGUCAUUGUUGCUGCCAUGUACACAUGCACAGAAGUAUCUCUGACGUAUAUCCGUCAGGUUGCUGAACCAAAUCAAAACCCUUUGGAUUACAUUUGUGAAGAACUAGUUGAUCUAAACAAGAAAUUUGAAGGCAUUCAUAACAGACGAUUAGCUUUGUUUGGAAUUUGCGUUCUGUUCCUCCUGCCAAGUUCUACGAGACCCGCUAUGAUCAACACAAAUCCUAAAAAGGUCCUGGAGGCGUCUCUUUCUAUGUUCGAUAGCCUGCAGCGUGCUCUUAAAACGCAAGCUCAAGCCCGUAAGGAGGAUGACUCUAGAUCGGAUGAGUCAGAAGCUGACAGCGACGAAGAGGGUGGGGCUGUGGUGAAGCUGAAGAAAGGACUUCGUCACCGCAAAGUUCGGUCUGAGCAUUUGUCCGAUGAUGAGGAUGAAAUCGAUGAGAUGUCUCUUGAUUAUAUAGAUGCAGUGACAAAAUGCAAAAAUCCGAAUGGCUCUGAUGGAAACGGCGACACUGAUGCUGGUUCUGACAGCGCUAUUGAGUCGUCAUUUUUUGAGGUCGUUGGUUCAAAUUCAAACAUACACCUGGUUUAA